CAUUAAUAGGCGGAUCCAGACUGACUCGCAGCUCAGCAGCAACAUGGACACUGGCCUGUGAGAGCCUGAGACACCAGAGGAGAGGAACCAGGAACCCUCUCUCUCCCCCUCUCUGUGACUCUCUGAGAGGGCACCUGCUGGGGUGGGCAGCCUGGCCCAGCCAUGCCAGAGGAGCUGGAGAGGUUCCUGAGUGAGGGCAAAGGCAGAGGGCUGAGGGCUCGCAGGAACUUCCAUGUAGGAGACCUGAUCUUCACGUGUCCGGCUUACACCCAUGUCCUGACUGUCAAUGAGAGGGGCAACCACUGCGAGUAUUGCUUUGCUCGAAAAGAGGGUUUGGCAAAAUGUGGACGUUGUAAGUUGGCAUUCUACUGCAAUGUAAACUGCCAGAAAACCGACUGGCCUAUGCACAAGCUGGAGUGUGCGUCUAUGUGUAAAUUUGGACAGAACUGGAACCCUUCAGAGACAGUCAGACUCACAGCGAGAAUCCUGGUCCAACAGAAGCUGCAGACGGAGAUAACUCCGUCAGAGGAAUUGCUGUCUCUUAACGAGUUUGAAUCUAAUCUCGAUCAGUUGGACAAUGAAAAGCGAGAGCUAAUUGAGAGUGACAUCGCUGCCCUUCAUCACUUUUACUCCAAGCACUUUGACUUCCCAGAUCGAGACACAUUGGUUCAGCUGUUUGCAAAGGUUAACUGCAAUGGUUUUACAAUUGAAGAUGAAGAACUUUCUCACUUAGGCUCUGCUAUCUUUCCAAGCGUUGCUUUGAUGAAUCACAGCUGCUGUCCGAAUGUGAUCGUAACCUAUAAAGGGACAUGUGCAGAGGUCAGGGCUGUGAAGGAGAUUAACGCUGGAGAGGAGAUCUUUACCAGUUAUAUCGAUUUGUUGUAUCCGACCGAAGACAGGCAGGAUCGAUUGAAGGAUUCCUAUUUCUUCAUUUGUGAUUGCAGGGAAUGUGCUACAAAAGCAAAGGAUGAAGAAAAAUUGGAGAUCCGAAAGCAUGGCGAGAUUCCAAAGCCGCAUGACAUCAAGGACAUGAUUAAGUACUCCAGGAAUGCCAUCGAAGAGUUCAGGAGAGCAAAGCACUACAAAACCCCUAGUGAGCUGCUGGAGGUCUGCGAGCUCAGCCUGGAUAAGAUGGGAGCAGUCUUUGAUGAUAACAAUGUCUACGUGCUGCACAUGAUGUACCAGGCUAUGGGGGUCUGCCUGUACAUGCAGGACUGGGAGGGAGCCCUUCGCUACGGUCAGAAAAUUGUCAGACCUUACAGCAAGCACUACCCUCCUUAUUCUCUGAACGUUGCUUCCAUGUGGCUGAAGUUAGGCCGGUUAGAUAUGGGACUGGAAAACCAUUCAGCUGGAAGGAGAUCAUUGAGAAAGGCCCUGGCCAUUAUGGAGGUGGUGCACGGCAAAGAGCAUCCCUACGUUGCGGAAAUUAAAAAGGAGCUGGAGGGAAAAUGAAUGUUUUGCAUACCUUUCCAGAUUCUUUAGUCGGAAUGCAUUUGGUGUCUGGUCAAAGAUGAUGACAGCAUCCUGAGCAAUAUUUCAAAAUAUUAGUUCCCAUCUGCAAAUGACCGGUCUCAAAAAUAAUUGCAUGAAGGUCAAGAGGAAUGCUCCCUUUUGUUUUUGUUUGCCCUUUGCGUGUUUUGAAUAUGUACUUGCUACACUAAAAUGUAUUGCAAGAGGUUUGUCCUCAGCUCAUUUAAGAGUUGAAAAUGUAUGUACACUCCAUAAAAAAAUACGAAACAUAA
Molecule: messenger RNA, 1742 nt
Organism: Callorhinchus milii (elephant shark)
Lineage: Eukaryota; Metazoa; Chordata; Chondrichthyes; Chimaeriformes; Callorhinchidae
Product: N-lysine methyltransferase SMYD2
Exons: 12
Coding region: 163-1452 (429 amino acids)
Cellular component (GO): nucleus
Molecular function (GO): protein binding; protein-lysine N-methyltransferase activity; histone methyltransferase activity
Source: RefSeq, a predicted model, not a curated record